Molecule: messenger RNA, 813 nt
Organism: Lathyrus sativus (Indian pea)
Lineage: Eukaryota; Viridiplantae; Streptophyta; Magnoliopsida; Fabales; Fabaceae
Source: the annotation of a GenBank genome assembly
AUGGGGAUUCAAACAAUGGGUUCUCAAAGUAAUGGGCAACAGUCUCAUUUACAGGCUAAUCAGUUAGUUAAGCAAAAUUCAUGGUAUGGUCUUACUCUUGAUGAGGUUAACAAUUUACUCGGAGAUUUGGGGAAGCCGUUAGGGAGCAUGAAUCUCGACGAGCUUCUUCAGAAUGUAUGGACUGCGGAAGGGAAUAAUGUUGUAGGGAUAGAGAGCGAGCACGUUUCGUCUUCGUCGUCGUCACUUCAACGUCAGGCUAGUAUGACGUUGGCUCGUGCUUUGAGUGGGAAGACGGUGGAUGAUGUAUGGAGAGAGAUUCAGCAUGGUCAGAAGAAACAAUAUGGCGACAACGAGAAGAUUGUGGAUGGAGAAAUGACUCUCGGCGAUACAACAUUGGAGGAUUUUUUAGUACAAGCUGGGCUUUUUGCUGGAGGUUCUGUUAGUUCGACGGUGGGGUUGGAUGCAAUGGAUACAGUUAUUCCUCAGAGUUUUCAACCGAAAACAGGCUUGUUAUCCUCUUCUUCGAUUAGUAGUAUGUCAGAUACGAAACCAGGUCGUAGAAGGGAUACCUCGGAUGCAUACGAGAAGGCUCUCGAAAGGAGGCUGAAAAGGAAAAUCAAGAAUAGGGAAUCUGCCGCGCGAUCACGGGCAAGAAAACAGGCUUACCAUAAUGAACUGGUUACCAAGGUUACUCGACUAGAACAAGUAAAUAUUCAGCUCAAGAAAGAGAAGGAGUUUGAGCAGGGGCUACCACCUGAACCAUCACAUGAACCAAAAUACCGUCUUCGAAGAAUAAGUUCUGCCCUUUUUUGA